This is a messenger RNA of Tyto alba (common barn owl), 2667 nucleotides long. It is a transcript of the gene UBE2Q1, whose product is annotated as ubiquitin conjugating enzyme E2 Q1. Bases 88 to 1314 code for a protein of 408 amino acids. Lineage: Eukaryota; Metazoa; Chordata; Aves; Strigiformes; Tytonidae. The record is from RefSeq and is a predicted model, not a curated record. The transcript is spliced from 13 exons.
GGGGAGCGGGGCCGUCCCGCCGCCAUCUUGGGCCGGCUCCGGGGGCUGCGGCGGCGGCGGCGGCGGAGCGGGUCCCUCCAUGGGAAGAUGCAGCGGGCGGGGCCGGAGGAGGCGGCGGGGUCGCAGGCGGCGGCGGGGGGGCCCGGGCGGAGCGGGGCCGAGGUGGCGGCGGCCCCCGCCGGGCGGCUCCUGAGGCGGGAGCUGCGGCUGCUCGAGUCCAUCUUCCACCGGGGCCACGAGCGGUUCCGCAUCGGCAGCGCCUGCCCCGACGAGAUCAGCUGCGAGUUCGUCCCGGGAGCCGGGGCCCGCGCCGGUGCCUCCGGGGCCCGGGGGCCGCCGCCGGGGCCCGUCCGCAUCCACUGCAACAUCACGGAGUCUUACCCAGCCGUUCCCCCGAUAUGGUCUGUGGAGUCAGACGAUCCGAACCUGGCAGCUAUCCUGGAGAGGCUGGUGGAAGUCAGGAAAGGAAACACGCUGCUUUUGCAGCACCUGAAGCGAAUAAUCUCCGACCUGUGCAAACUCUACAACCUCCCCCAACAUCCAGACGUUGAAAUGCUGGACCAGCCCCUGCCGGCAGAACAGAGCACACAGGAAGAGGUGUCCUCUGAAGAGGAAGACGAAGAGAUGCCAGAGGACACUGAGGACUUGGACCACUAUGAGAUGAAAGAGGAAGAGCCGGCAGAUGGGAAGAAGACAGAGGAUGAAGGCAUUGGGAAGGAAAACCUGGCCAUUUUAGAGAAAAUAAAAAAGAACCAGAGGCAAGAUUACUUAAAUGGUGCAGUGUCUGGGUCUGUGCAGGCCACCGACCGGCUAAUGAAGGAGCUCAGGGAUAUUUACCGAUCACCAAGUUUCAAGGGCGGAUACUAUGCAGUUGAACUAGUGAACGACAGCCUGUACGAUUGGAACGUCAAACUCCUGAAGGUUGACGAGGAUAGCGCUUUGCACAAUGAUCUCCAGAUCCUCAAAGAGAAAGAAGGCACAGAUUUCAUCCUCUUAAACUUCUCCUUUAAAGAUAACUUCCCUUUUGAUCCACCGUUCGUAAGGGUCGUGUCCCCGGUGCUGUCAGGGGGGUAUGUUCUGGGUGGCGGUGCCAUCUGCAUGGAGCUACUUACAAAACAGGGCUGGAGCAGCGCGUACUCCAUCGAGUCGGUGAUUAUGCAGAUCAGCGCAACGCUGGUGAAAGGGAAGGCACGAGUACAAUUUGGAGCCAAUAAGAAUCAGUACAGCCUGACAAGAGCACAGCAGUCCUACAAAUCCCUGGUUCAGAUCCACGAGAAGAAUGGCUGGUACACACCGCCCAAGGAGGACGGCUAGCACAGAUGCUGCAGGACCAAUCUGAUUAUCUUCUGGAUGCUCUACUUGGAUCUUAACGAUGCCUCUUGGCUUUCUCCCAGGAUGUAAUAGCUCUGCCUGUUGCAGGACAAUAAUGGCUGUUAAAAACUCUAAAUAAAACUGUUUAAGCAGUUGGACUGACUUAAAACACUUGCUGGACCCUUGCUAGCAGGCAUUCUUGUUAAAACAAACUUUUGAGCCUCUUGUAUCGCUGGAAGCUUUCGACUCUACUCCAGUCUAGAGCGUCCUCCUUACCUAUGCUAUGGAUUUAAUUUAUUUUCUUAUUUCAUGUACACUGCUUUUUUUUGUUACAGUGUAUGAUGGAUGUGUAUGGAAAAUGUAUCUUUGGAGAAAAAUUACAGUUUGUUAAUUUGAAGAUGCUGGUCUGACUAAUUUUUUAUUUUUUUUUUUUUUUUUUUCCAAGCUGCUGCUGGGUGGAUCGUACCCUGCGCUGGCAGCGGCGGGGAACAAACCCCUCUGCAGCAGCUGUGCCACGCUGCAUCUUCAGCCCUGGUCCUGUGGUGUGGAUGGAGCUGAGGAGCCACGGGCUAGGGAAUGGCCCAGGCCUCUUGGUGUUGGCUGCGAAGUCCCUGGACAAGCCCUGUGGGAAGGUCUGAAACAGCUGCCUUGGAAGAAGAAAAUUUUUUAAAUUUUUUUCUUUUUUUUUUUUUUUGCAACAACAGAGCAGGGCUUCUGUCCCCUUCUCCCCUAGAGCAAGAACAGACUUUUCUCUUUAUAAACUGCAAACUUACGCCUCUGGAAGUGGAGAGGGGAAGAUCCGUAAGGCUUUCCUGUGUCCUGCUGAGGAUGAGGGGUUCAUAGCUGCACCCCAGGGCUGCCAGCUCACACCCCAAACUUCGUGUCCUGUCUUGCCAAGCAGUGAGAGAUGCGUGGAGGCUCGGCUGUGACAAACCCGGAGCUGUAGCCCUUUGCCCUUGUCUCUCCCCACUAACCCCAUGUGGAGGGGGAAGGGGGCUGAGCCCUUUGUACCUGUAAAUGCUGCGCUGUGGAUGAAAGCCUGGUUCUCUAGGGUUUGAUUUUUUUUUUUUUCCUCCUCAAGCCCUCGUUCCUGCUCGGCUCAGUGCUACAGGGCUGAGCCCCAGCCCUUGGUGGAAGGCAUUGCUGCAGUCGUGCCCUGUUGCUUCAGUCCCUGGUCCUUGCUCAAGUCCCCUCUGCUCUAGCCCGAGGCUGCUGGAAGGAGAUUUGGGUGUUGGAGCUCCUCUAACUUCUGGUGCUGUGUCCUCGGCUGGAGGGCAUAGCUGACUCAUUAGUGUCAAAGCCGGGCCAUCAGUAUUAAUUCACUGUGUUUGAAUAAAAGUUAUUAGAAAAAUCAAA